This is a messenger RNA of Gavialis gangeticus (Gharial), 3831 nucleotides long. Its product is annotated as leukemia inhibitory factor-like. The transcript has 5 exons. NCBI's taxonomy places the organism in Eukaryota, Metazoa, Chordata, Crocodylia, Gavialidae. Gene Ontology annotation, biological process: immune response. The coding region runs from base 2219 to 2824 and encodes 201 amino acids. Gene Ontology annotation, cellular component: extracellular region. Gene Ontology annotation, molecular function: leukemia inhibitory factor receptor binding; cytokine activity. The record is from RefSeq and is a predicted model, not a curated record.
AACGUCACUGGUUUGAAAGGGCAGUGUCUCUGUUCAAAAGGGCAGAAUUCCCUCUUUGUUAAGAAAGCAAAGGAAUUGCUACUGACCUGCCUCUCCCUUGUCCCUCUACUGGAGGUCUUUGUCAGGUUUUCCCAUGGUACUUAAGCACCUCUCAACUAUUCUUGGACCCUAUCCUCACAAGUCUUCCCUUUCUACAGGUGGGGAAACAGAGGCACAGCAUAGUGAGAAGUCACACUGGAAACAUACAUCUGCAUAGGAAUUUGAAUUCAAAUGCCUUGAGCUCUAUCCACUAAGCUAUCCUUCUAGCUCAACCAUGUGUUCUGUCUAGUUGAGUACCCUCUCUCUGAAAAUAGCCCUCCCAGACAACUUGAGAGGACAAAUGUGAACAACCCCUGCAUUAGGCUCUGGGCUCACCUGCCCCAAGGAAAGUCUUCCUAACUCCUAUCAUCAGAGGAAAACUUUUAUGGCAAUUGCAAUCUGUCAUGUGAUCAAGCCAGGCCAUCUCCACCUGCCCCACCCAGCUCCAGCUCCAGCUCCAGCUCCAGCUCCAGCUCCAGCUCCAGGCCCAAGGUCCUUUGGAACGUGAGAGCACAACUUCCUUGGGGAGGAUGGAGACUCCAAGACAGCCUGACUCCUGCCUGGACUGACCUGCCUGCAGCAGUGAAGAUGGAAGGGGCUGUGUAGCAGGGAGAGGGGUGAGCUUCUGCCUGCUGAGAGAAAGGUCCCAGAUUCAGCCAUGUCCAAGGGCUUGACUACAUGGGGACACUGACCAGACCCACUCCUCCUGUCGCUGUGCUCUGCUGGACUGUACGUCAGUUCAUCCUGGAGGAAUGAGUGAACUGCCAAACCAGACCAGUUAUCUGCACAUAGAAAAUCAGGAGAAAUCAGUCCAGAAUACCAUCGCAUUUGUUCUAAUGGUUUUUCCACAUAGCCAAGGGUUUGUCAGGGGAGGAAGCUGGCUUGCAGAGCCUCAGUCACCCUUAUUCCUGUGCAGACACCCAGGGCAAGAGCUGGGCACUGCUGCCAUCCCACUUGGCACUGGAAUAACAUUCCCCUGGGGGGAAUAAUUGUGCUCUGCUGUAUCAGGAAAUUUUCUGCUGAGGAGGAAGCGACCACCUGUUAGGUCUCAGACUUGUCACUGCUUGCCCUCCCUUACUCUGUAGUGCCUUGCUGCUCCUUAAGAAAGGACAGACCAGAAGAGAGUCUGGUGCUUUUGAUCGGAUAGGCAGAGCUGUGGGGUAGCUGUGGUGGUUCAGUGGCAUUGUUAGCGCUGGUGGCCUCACAGCCCUCGUGCUACUGUUCACACAUGGUAUAUUUUAUUUGCCCUGCCCUUUGGUAAUGGAAGGUGGGCACAGGCGGGCGGAUUCUUCCUUUGGCGAAGGGGGUUGAAAUCAGACCUGAAGCACCAGUCACUGUGUCUUGAGAGCUGGGACCCCUUUAGCUGUGACAUGGUAGGAAAAUUCAUAGUUGUAGAGCACCAGGCAGAGUGGGUCCUGAUUCAUGCCUGGGACUCCUAGGUUUAGUCCCAUUAUUUACAGGGAUUAAUGAUUGCACCCUACUAGAUGAGAGUGUUACCAGCGCUUCUUUUCAUAUGAGUUCAACAUCAGUAUCUGCAGGCCUGCCAGGCCACAUGCACCUAGGUAGCAAAGCUUGGCCUCCUUGAUCGUUUGGGGUAGGAUGUGCAGUCCUUUGACUGGCCACAAGAGAGAGCUGUGAUCACUUGUAUAACCAAUCUGCCCAUACCUGUUUCCCCUGCUACCCCCUCCCUUGUCCCUCUAUUGAAGGUACUUGGCUGGCCUCCAUUAUCCCAUUUCCUGAGCACUUUUCUUCACAGUCCUACUGGGUGGGCAGGGCUAUUUCCCUCAUUUUGCACAAGGAAGGCACAGAGAAUCUAAGCAACUUCCCCAGGCUCGCACAGGCCAUCUGUAGCAGGACAGGGAAUUUACAUAUUUCUCAUGUUUCAGGCCAGUGCCCAAACCCACGGAUGAUCCUCCCUCUCUUCUGAUAAAACCUCUCCUCCAAGACGCCCAUAAGCAUGAUAUCCAAGAGGAAGCAAAUAGAACUGCCUAGGUGUGGACAAGAAAAUCUAUGCCUGGUUACUUUCCUUUGCAAUGCAUUGAGCUGAUCUACCUGGCUUGAAGUGGUAGAAGCACAGAGCACCUUCCUUCUGAAAAUCAAGCUCUUUGAAGCUGUAGCUCAGAAUCUCUUCAUCUUAUGCAUGGAGCCAGUGAACUCCAGCUGUGCCUCUUGCCAAAGGUGCCCCAAAGACCCACUAAGCAAAAUCAGAGAUCAGACAAGGCUGAUGGAGAGGAAGGCCCGCGAUCUUUCCAACUCCUAUGUGACUCACCAAGGAUUGCACAGAAAUCAUAUUGACACUCUCUGCCAUGAGGCGGUGCCUGGGUUUCCAAAGGGGACGAUAGUAACUCAACCAGAAAUGGACAUGCUCCAACAGCUAUACAGGACUAUGGUGUACAUGAACCAGUCAUUUCAGGUUAUCAGGGAGCAUCAGCAGGAUCUGAAUGAACCAGAUGCCAUACUGCUUCAAGAGCUCCGACAUGCUCACCUGGCCGUGAGAGGGCUCUUGUCCAAUAUUGUCUGUGCUUUUUGUGUCCAGGGGGCCUCCCCCAGUCCUGUCACCAUCCCAGAGAGGCCUACAGUGACAAAAGCUUUCCAGCAGAAGAUAGAAGGAUGCAAAGUGCUCUGGAACUAUGCUAGGUUUAUGGAGAGACUGACUAAGAGUCUUAGGGAAAACAGAAAGCAGGUACAGAGAACCAAAAUGGGAAGGCGGCAAGGCAAAAAGAAAAAAGCAUCCCCAGGUUGCUGACUGAGCCAAGCUGGUGACACAGACUGCCCCAGACUGCUGUUGCCCAGGCCCAGUGACAGGAAUGUCUAACUUCUUUGAUCCUGAGAAGCACCAGGACCAAGCUAAGCCCAGGUACAACAGGCCUGUCUGUCAUCUCCUUCUCUGGGCAGCCAUGUCACAUCCUACUUCCCCAGAUAUGUGAGCUAAGGCAAACAGCCCCAAGGAGCUGGAUUUUCAAAAGUACUCAGCACCCAGGAGGAACCAUGCUCCUCAGUGCAGGGGUGAACCUCAGUCUUGUUCACCAUGACUGGUGUGAGAGUCUCCAGAAGUCCUCCCUGGGUAUAAAGAAGAUGCUCUGUUGUUUUUUGGGAUCUGCUAACCUUAUACCCUACCAAUACCUCUCUGCAGGACUUCGGCCCAGUUAGACUUUAGGCCCAGUUCAGUUUCUUCUGUGAUGGGCAUAGUGAAUGUCUUGGAGUUAUAUUUUUCAUGCUGGUGCCAAUGAGAAGAGGGGCAGGUUUAGCAUCUGCUUAGUUAUUCCCAGCAGGUCAGCGCCUGUCCAGCCUCCCAGCAUAAAAAGCCAUUAUUUCUGUGGCCAGUCAGAGCAACCUAUUAUCCAUGGUCGAGUCAAGUCAUUUAUUUCUGGUACUGUUGAACAGCUACUGUGUUUCAUUGUUACAAACAAGAGGAACAGCCUGAAUCAUGGCUGGCUGCAAUAAUCAUCUGACAAAUCAGGGACUCUUUCCAUUGUUUAUCCAAACAUAAGCCAUAGAGAUAGCUGGACCUUGUAUUAGCAGUUACAGCUGUACAAAGCAAGUACAGGUUGCUAUUGAGAAUGAUAAUACUUUGCCCCUAAGUUUGUGUAAGUAUAAAUAAUGAUGCAAGAUGCAGGGCGGGGGGAACCAGACCUCCAGUCACAUGCUCCUGUGGAGAUAAUUCUGUUGGGAUCAGCAGCAGUUCAAUUUAUUGAAAAAAAAAUACUAUUAAUUUCUAAUCACUGAAUCAGGUAUCAAAUGCAAAUUGUCAUU